Molecule: messenger RNA, 1560 nt
Organism: Meleagris gallopavo (turkey)
Lineage: Eukaryota; Metazoa; Chordata; Aves; Galliformes; Phasianidae
Source: RefSeq, a predicted model, not a curated record
AUGAGGUGUCCGAAGUUGCUGAGAAAGUUCACCAUUGGAGAUACUGCUCCAAGUGGUUGCAAACUUCUGUUCUCUUACCUGUACUAUUUUUGUCUUCUUCAGUCUUCUGGUACCAGUAUCACAGUGGAUAUUGCAGUCAUGGGAGAAGCGCAUGGGCUCAUUACAGAUCUUCUGGCAGAUCCUUCACUGCCUCCCAACGUGUGUACUUCGCUGAGAACAGUGAGCAACCUGCUUAAUACACAGUUAACCUUCCAGGCCAUCCAUAAGCCAAGGGUGAACCCUUUGGUAUCCUUCAGUGAGAAUUACACAUGCUCUGACUCGGAGGAAUGCCCAGAGAAAGGAGAAAAACUAGCAAUUCCCAAGCGCUUACGAAGAAGCUUGCCUCCAGGACUGCUGAGACGAGUGUCCUCCACUUGGACCACAACAACAUCAGCCACAGGUUUACCCACACUGGAGCCAGCCCCAGUGAGAAGAGAUCGCAGUGCCAGCAUCAAACCUCACGAAUCAUCUUCAUCCAGCACUGACUCUUGGAACAGUUCCCUUCUGAUGACAAUCACAAAGAGCAGGUCCUUCUCUACGUCUUAUGCCAUGUCUCCUACCAACCACCUGAAUGCCAAAAGGCAGAGCCGCCAAGGUAUCCCACCAAAUAUUUCACCACUCACCUCUCCAUGCCAUUCACCUCUUCAAGGGACGCCUGCUACGAGUCCUACCGGAAAGACAUCUUCUGUGUCAUUUCCAGACUCUACAGAUACUGACACCAAGCAAGGUUUAAAGCCACACAAAGUCUUAACUGCUACUCAGAGUGCACCUAGCCUGUCAGAACCUAACGUCAGCCCUUCUGUUAUCUGCAGCAGCUGCGGCAGACCCUACAAUCAAAUAGAAGCUGGUGAUGGUACACUAGAUAGAAGCGAUGGUACCACCCACACCCUAAAUAGAACAGAUGAUCCUGCGCAAGCCACUUCUGACUAUGAGACCAACAACAGUGACAGCAGUGAUAUUGUACAGAAUGAUGAUGAGGCAGAUUGCUCCAAAGAAAAGGCACGGAAGGGAUCUGUCUGUAGGACGUAUGCACCUGAGACCAUCAUUCUGCAUCCUUUGAUACCACCUGAGGACAAGCCUGUACUCGCUCCUGAGCCUCUGGUUAUGGACAACUUGGAUCCUCUAAUGGAGCAGCUUAACAGCUGGAACUUCCCAAUCUUCGAUUUGGUAGAAAAAAUUGGAAAGAAAUGUGGUCGGAUUCUCAGUCAGGUAUCAUACCGGCUUUUUGAAGACAUGGGGUUGUUUGAAACCUUUAAAAUUCCAGUGAGGGAAUUUAUGAACUACUUCCAUGCCUUGGAAUGUGGAUACCGAGAGAUACCUUAUCACAAUCGAAUCCACGCAACUGAUGUUCUGCAUGCCGUGUGGUACCUUACUACUCAGCCCAUUCCAGGACUCCCAACUGUGAUUAAUGAUCACGGGUCAGCGAGUGAUUCAGGUAUAUUUAAAUAUACAAGUAUAUAUGUUGUAUUUUUAAAACUUUUGACAAAAUUUGCUGGAAGAAAGCCAACAGCUGAGCAAUGA